Messenger RNA from Anguilla anguilla (European eel), 1913 nucleotides. RefSeq names its product WD repeat-containing protein 37. Gene Ontology annotation, molecular function: protein binding. NCBI's taxonomy places the organism in Eukaryota, Metazoa, Chordata, Actinopteri, Anguilliformes, Anguillidae. Gene Ontology annotation, cellular component: preribosome, large subunit precursor. The coding region runs from base 302 to 1789 and encodes 495 amino acids. The transcript is spliced from 15 exons. The record is from RefSeq and is a predicted model, not a curated record.
ACCCUCCGCUGUUUUCUCUCUCCCUUUAACCUCCAGCUAGUUUCCGAUGCCCGGAUGUAGCUACAAAGAGGGCAUGUCAUUUUGACAGCGGCGUUAAGAAACGUCAACACGAAUCCAGACAAAAAACUGGAAACGUUUUUUUUCCUCCUAUUGUCAUUCCUUCUGGAAAAUGGUCGCUGGACAGAUUCGUCUUUCUUGUUAUAUUUCUGCGAUCUGCGGACUACACUCACGCAGCUAGACGCUCAAAAUUUUUUUUUUUUCUAGACAGGAAGCUCGAGGGACGCCCGCCCGCUGAGGAACGAUGCCAGUGGAAAGUGGAAGUGGUGCAGCUGCCCGCCAGGCGAAGCAGAAACGCAAGUCGCACAGCCUCUCGAUCCGCCGGACCAACAGCACGGAGCAGGACCGCGCGGGGCUGCAGAGAGACAUGCUGGAGAGCCAGGACUCCAAACUGCCCCUGUCCCUGAGGACUAACCUGCUGGACCUCUUUGGGCAGAUAGAGAGGGAGUUUGAGAACCUCUACAUUGAGAAUAUUGAGUUGCGGCGGGAGAUCGACACGCUGAACGAGCGUUUGGCGGGGGAGGGCCAGGCCAUCGAUGGAGGGGAUCUGACCAAGGGAGCGCUGAAGGCGAAAGCAAGCCACAGCACAAGUCAGCUCUCUCAGAAACUGAAGACAACAUACAAGGCAUCCACAAGCAAGAUCGUCUCCAGUUUCAAAGCCACCACGUCCCGGGCCGUGUGCCAGCUGGUGAAGGAGUACGCGGGACACAGGGACGGGAUUUGGGACCUGAGCAUCGCCCGCGUUCAGCCCGUCAUUCUGGGCACCGCCUCGGCUGAUCACACCGCCAUGCUCUGGAGCAUCGAGACCGGGAAGUGCCUGCUGAAGUACGUGGGCCAUGCGGGGUCAGUGAACUCCAUCAAGUUCCACCCGACUGAACAAAUGGUCCUGACAGCGUCGGGGGACCAGAUGGCCCACAUCUGGAGGUACAUGGUGCAGCUUCCCGCCCCUCAGCCAGUGACGGACAUCAACCAGGCUCCCUGUGACGAGGACGUGGAUUUUUCGGAUAAGGACGAAGGGGAAGGAGAGGGGGAGGGGUCCAGCGAGUGCCCCACCCUCAGGGUGGCAUGCACUACCCUGAAGAGCCACCAGGGGGUGGUGAUCGCUGCAGACUGGCUGGUGGGGGGCAAGCAGGUGGUCACAGCCUCCUGGGACCGAGCUGCCAACCUGUACGACGUGGAGACUUCCGAACUGGUGCACACGCUAACAGGUCACGACCAGGAGCUGACGCACUGCUGCACCCACCCUACCCAGAGGCUGGUGGUGACGUCGUCGCGGGACACCACCUUCCGACUGUGGGACUUCCGGGACCCCUCCAUCCACUCCGUCAACGUCUUCCAGGGACACACAGACACAGUCACCUCGGCGGUGUUCACGGUCGGGGAUAACGUGGUCUCCGGUAGCGACGACCGCACGGUCAAGGUGUGGGACCUGAAGAACAUGAGGUCUCCCAUAGCAACCAUCCGCACCGACUCCGCCAUCAACCGGGUCAGCGUCUCUGUGAGCCACAGAAUCAUCGCUCUUCCGCACGAUAACCGGCAGGUGCGUCUGUUUGACAUGUCAGGAGUGAGGCUGGCGCGACUCCCACGCAGCAACAGACAGGGUCACCGGCGCAUGGUGUGCUGUACGGCGUGGAGCGAGGACAAUCCCACCUGCAACCUGUUCAGCUGCGGGUUCGACCGGCAGGCCAUCGGCUGGAACAUCAACAUCCCCGCCCUGCUGCAGGAGAAGUGACCGUCUCUCCAUCCGUCCGUCCGUCCGUCCGUCUGUGACGCGGAGCCUUCUUAAACCGCCCGUCUCUGUGUGAAAGCCUAGAACAUACACCCUGGCUCCGCCCCCCCCCCCCCCCCCACACACA